CAUUGAAGAACUGUAUCAAUUACAUGGACGUCUUCAACAAGAAAUACAAGAGUUAACUGAUCAUGAUCCACUUGAUAUUCUCGCAGUACCAUCUGAUAAACUAUUACAUUUAGCAGCUUUUAAACAAAAAUUCAGAGAAGCUAUGGUAAAUUCAACGGCAGAUUCAAUGAAAAAUAUGAAUAUAAACGAUGCCAAAAAUAUAACACUGGAUACUAGUAACAUUGUUAAAGUUCUUGUGAUUGGUGAAACAGGUUCUGGCAAAUCAACAUUUAUUAAUUAUUUAACAAAUUAUUUUCGAAAUGGUUCAUUAAAUAAUAUAAAAGUAGCAAUACCUUCAAAAUAUCAUCCACAAAUAACGGAAUCAUUUAAUUAUUGUGAAAAUAAUAUUUCAGAUAUAACACAAUCAAAAACGGACACGUGUAAUCAAUAUAUUUUUAUUGAAGAGAAAACAUACAGACAAUAUCUCUUUUUGGAUACACCUGGUUUAUCUGAUACACGUGGUGCUGAACAAGACAAUAUAAAUAUGAAUAAAAUAAUUGAAGGUGUAGAAAAUCUUCAAGGUUUAACAGCUGUUAUUAUCGUUGUUAAUGGUACAACGGGUCGUUUAACAUUAAAUUUACGAAAUGUUAUAUCAAAAUUAAGAGGAAAUUUACCUGAUGUUGUUAUGGAUAAUGUUAUUGUUAUACUAACAAAUGCUAAACGACACGAAGCCAAUUUUCAAUUAUCAUCAUUACAAUUACAUGGUACAGUUUAUCCAUAUUAUAUGCAAAAUUCAGCAUUUUCACAAGAUCCAAAUAUAUGGGAUCAAACAGCCAUGAAUGCAUUACAAUUUGAUUGGGAUCAAUCAAUGGAUGAAAUGAAACGAAUGAUUGAAACAAUUGAUACAUUUAAAACAAAAUCUGUUUCAGCCUUCAAAGAUAUGAAAGAGAUUCGAAAUGCAAUUAAAGCGUUAAUGCAUGAAGCUCGUUUAGAAGUAAGUAAAAUUCAAAAAAUGCAAGAUGAAUUAGCUGCAUUUGAACAUGCCUUAAAACAAUAUAAAACCGAAGAAGUAUCGUAUAAAAAUUAUAUAAAAGAACGAUAUGUUGAAACAAAAGAAUUAGUUGAUGCCAAAUAUAAUAGUACCGUAUGUCGACGAUGUGAUUUUGUUUGUCAUGAUAACUGUGGUUUGAAUGAAACAACAGCACAUAGUAAUCAAAUAUUAACACGAUGUUGGGCUAUAUUACCUCAGAAUGGUUGCUGUACACAAUGUCCUCAAAAAUGUUUCUAUACCGAACAUUAUCAUGCCCGAAAAAAAAUGAAAAUUAGUCAAAAAAAAUUACAAGAUGUUUUAUAUGAUAUUAAAGUUAAAUAUGAUAAUGCAUCAAAAAAUAAAAAUGAUUUUCAACAAAAAAUUCAGUCAACAACAGAUACAAAAAAAAUGUUAGAACAAGCAUUAAAACAAAAAAAUGAACAACUUAAAUUUAAAUGUAAUGAAUUGAGAAAAAUAUGCAGUGGUUUUAAUCUAGCACAAGAAUUAUAUGCAUUUAUUGAUCAUUUAAAGGCUGAAUCGACAAUGCUAAGAAAUGUUGAAGCUAAGCAACAAGCCGAAGAAUUUAUACGUAGUCUAAGUGAAUUUUGUAGACAAUUGGAAUUAGAUCAAACAUCAAAACAAGUAUUACCGCCAAUGAAAUUAGUUGAUACAUACAAAUCUGUUCCACUUCGAUCAUCAGUAAGUACUACCAGUUCAACACCAAUGUUAUCAUCAUCAGCAUCAUCAUCAUCAGAAGAUGCCCAACAAGUUGGUCCAAAUUUGAAUAGUAGCGUUCUUGAUCUAAUAAUAAAAUUAAAUAAAUCACACAAAAGUGAUAGUGAUGAUGAUGAAGAACAAGAAGAAACACCACGUAAUAGACGUCGAAAAAGUAUUCAACGAAGAAAUAAAAAUGAAGAUAGUAGCGAAAGCGAAGAGGAAAGUAAUGAUGAAGAAGAAGAAAAACAACAACAACAACAACAACAUGAUCGACAUCAAACAGGGCAGAAAAAACAAUUACUAAAAAAACAAAAUGUUGAACAAUGGAAUUUAAUUAGUACACCAGAUUUGGUAAUUCGCCAUAGUGAUUGUGGUAAAGAUAAACGUACAGCAAAUUUGAUACUACAAGAAUUGAAUAAACGUGCUCAAGGUAAAUCAUCAGGACCAUUGUUAACACCAUCUGAUGUUGCUACAUUUACCAAAUAUACACAAACGUAUACUCCUCUUGAUGCACCAACAUUAAGUCAUAUUUAUUUACAAUUACAACAAAAAAUUAGUAGCAUUACAGAACCGGAUAUUUUGAAUAUAGCUCGUGUUCCUGCUAAUAUGCUGUUCGAAAUAGCAGCUAUAUAUACGUUAAUCACACAAAAAAAUGCCAUGAUGAAUUAUCCAGAUCAACGACUAGCUAAUUUUUCAUCCUACAGUAAUAAUGAACAAUUAUUUCGAGAACGAGAAAAUAGCGUAUGCGAUUUACCACAAUUUUCUCCCGAUUCAAACUUUGGUCGUCCAUUUAUAGAAAACAUGAAUGAUAUGACUCGUCAACAAAGUUAUCCACCAGCUAUUCAAAAUCGAUUUAACUACAACAACAGUAACAGACAAGUGAAUAACACUGGAUUCUCAACACACGUCUAUCCACAAGUUCAAAAUCGACCACUUUUUUCUAAUCAAACAACAUUUGAACCCAUACAUGAUCCAAAACCAAUUAAUGUUAAAAACGUACAAAAUACUUCCUAUCAAUCAUCACCUUCAUCACAACUUUAUCCUAAUUUAACGCGACAAGAAUUCGGCCCUCCAACCAUACAACCACCACCAUCAUCAUUCGCCAUGUUUGAUCAAUAUUUAUCAUCACCAUCACCUUUGGGUUCACCCUAUAAUGUUCUAUCUUCACGUGCCGGUUCAGCAUUUGCCAUGGUUACACCCAAAACAGACUCCCCCGACUUUACCAUUAUUUCAGUAAACUCAGCAACAAAUGAUUUCACAUUUUCACCGUCAUCAUCAUCUUCAUCAGUUUUGGUUACUGAUAUAUCGGACGAAUCUCUUAAUAAUGCAAAUAUCACAAAAUUGUUAACAUUAUAUAAUGAUGCUGGUGCAACAAAUAAACCACCUCUUCAACAUGCAAUCUAUGGAGAAUUAGAACGACGAUGUUAUGGAAAUAAUCCACAAUUAAUUAAAGAUCAUUCAGGAUUUUAUGAUAUGAAAAUGAAUGAAUAUGAAUUGAAAUCUCAAUCAGAAUUAGAAACAUUAUAUUCACAAUUAAAACAGAAAAUAUAUACUAAAAUCAAUGGUGAUGCAACACACAUUAAUGAAAUACCAAAAGAGUGGAUUAUUGAAGCUGGUGCACUUUUCAAUACUAUACAAAAGAAGAAAAAAGACAAUGGAGACUAG
Molecule: messenger RNA, 3391 nt
Organism: Didymodactylos carnosus
Lineage: Eukaryota; Metazoa; Rotifera; Eurotatoria; Philodinida; Philodinidae
Source: the annotation of a GenBank genome assembly